Messenger RNA from Trypanosoma theileri, 2424 nucleotides. RefSeq lists its product as uncharacterized. Lineage: Eukaryota; Euglenozoa; Kinetoplastea; Trypanosomatida; Trypanosomatidae. The record is from RefSeq and is a predicted model, not a curated record. Gene Ontology annotation, biological process: regulation of DNA-templated transcription. Bases 1 to 2424 code for a protein of 807 amino acids. Gene Ontology annotation, cellular component: nucleus. The transcript has a single exon. Gene Ontology annotation, molecular function: DNA-binding transcription factor activity, RNA polymerase II-specific; zinc ion binding; RNA polymerase II transcription regulatory region sequence-specific DNA binding.
AUGCCCAAGGAUAUCGUCGCUUCUGCACAAUGCGAUUCGGCUCUGUUGCCAGAACGAACGAAAGAUAUUAUCCAGCAAUUGGUUUCAUUGCGCUAUGAAUGUGCUAGUUGCCUGAAUAAUAUUCGCCAUGACGUAGCCGUGUGGUCAUGCGAUGACUGUUUUCGCAUUUUUCACUUGUAUUGCAUAAAAAAAUGGGCUAAACAAGGAGAGAGUGGUGAUGGAUUGUCUUUUCGUUGUCCACAUUGUCAGAAAACACACUCUUCUGCAUCGAAAUAUGUUUGCUUUUGUGGUAAAAUGCGUGAUCCGCCGUAUGAUCCACAUAUCACGCCACACAGCUGUGGUCAGACUUGUGGUAAAGCCAGACCUUUCUGUCCACAUCCGUGUCCGUUGCAGUGUCAUCCUGGACCUUGUCCGGAUUGUUCUGCUAUAGCUGGUCCUCAAACAUGCAGUUGUGGGGCAACAACAUAUACUUGGCGAUGUGGCAACCCAGAUCCGCAAAAAACUUGCCAGGGUAUUUGUUCUAAAGAACUCAAUUGUGGUAAACACAAAUGCAAACGAACUUGCCAUUUAGGUCCUUGUGAUCCUUGUUCUGAGAAGGUGCAAGUCAUAUGUUACUGUUCUUCAGAGACUAGAGAACUUCUUUGUCCUGAGUCAUCUUUCUCUUGCGGAAAGGUUUGUGGAAAAAAAUUACGUUGUGGUGUUCAUUUCUGUGAUUUAGAAUGUCAUUCUGGUUCUUGUCCACCGUGCAGUAGAGAUCCAUCGGUGGUUUCUACAUGUCCUUGUGGUACGAUUCCUUUAACAAUAGAACGUCUAAAGUGUGAUGAUCCAAUCCCCACUUGCACCAAUGUAUGUGGUCGUCUCUUGGAUUGUGGACGUCAUGCCUGUGAAAAAUUGUGUCACGAUGGAGAUUGUGAACCUUGCAAACAUCGUUCACUUACUAGAUGCUUGUGCGGAAUGACACAAGUCUCUCUUCCUUGUAAGGAUCAGGAUGGGUUUCGUUGUGAAAAAGUUUGCAAAACAAAGUUAUCUUGUGGGAAGCAUGAAUGCCGUGAAACGUGUUGUUCUGCUCGAAAAAAACCAAAUGAUGUUAAACACAACUGUAAUCGUGUGUGUAAUAGGAAACUAGCAUGUGGUCAUGAAUGUCUUGAACCAUGUCACCGUGGUUUAUGCCCUCCUUGUGCCCAUGUGGUACCAGAGAUCCUUAAAUGUCGAUGUGGAGCAGAAAUGUUAAUGCCACCGCAACCGUGUGGAACUCCCCCACCAAAAUGUAAUCGUCCUUGCACCAUUGUUCCUCCUUGUAACCAUCCACCUUCUAAACAUUCUUGUCACUAUGGUGAUUGUCCUCCAUGCAUGUUUCCUGUUAAAAUGAUGUGCGCUGGUGGACACACUAUAGUGGGUAAUAUUCCUUGUAGUGCUGAGUUUGCUUCUUGUAAGAAGAAAUGUGGUAAGUUAUUGGCUUGCGGUCAUGAAUGUAUGCGAAUGUGUCAUCCUGGUCUUUGUAUUGAUGAAUCUCAUGUUUGUGUUCAAAUAUGCGGAAAGAUUCAUGAAGAAUGUGGUCAUGUUUGUAAAUCAAAAUGUCACUUUUCACAGGAAUGCCCGCAAUGUCAGGAGGUUGUGGAACGUCGUUGUGAAUGUGGUAGAAAAAUUGAACAUGUUCCAUGCAAAAAGUUUUUAAAGUUUCUAAAUGAACACCCUGAGGAUAAUUUGGAUUUGAAGUGUAAUGCAGAUUGUCUUUUUGAGCAACGUCUUCAAAUAUUAGCCAGUCGAAUAAAGACACCACUUCCUUCUUCAGUAAGGUAUUCUAUCCCCUUGUGGUCAUUUGCACUACAAAAUUCAGAAUGGAUUCGAACAAUAGAAGAGCAGUUAUCCAGUUUCAUAACGAGUGAUUCUUCUAUGAAAUGUAUGAAACCGAUGCCUUCGGAAAAACGUGCUAUUGUUCACUCACUUUGUCACUUCUAUCACUUGCGCUCAGAAGCUGUAGAUUCUGAACCCAAUCGAUCUUGUAUUCUUACAAAAACACCGAUGACUCGUAUUCCUGUUCCUUUGCUAAGUGAGGCAAUUACUGAACCUGAUAGAUAUAACCCAAUUAUAUUUAUAAAGGAAAUCAGCGAACGUGAUGAUAUGCUUUGUAAGCGUGUUAUUGUCAUGAAAGGCCAACAUGUAAACAUUGUAUCGGUAUCUCGAUCUUUACAAGACUAUGCAGGUGACUUUGUCUGUGAAACGGAAGAUAUUCUCUCAAAUGGUGUAAAACAGAUAAGGACAUUUUUCAUUAAUGAAGCCAAACGUCAGCAAGCUUAUCGCCAUCUUCGUGCUAUCAGCCCUCCAUUUGAUUUUUUUAUUCCGACUGUUUCCAAUGAUCGAGGAUUUAAAGAGACGAAACCUCCAUCAUUGAAAUCAUGGGUCAAGACAGUUUCAUCUAAGUGA